Molecule: messenger RNA, 6102 nt
Organism: Ctenocephalides felis (cat flea)
Lineage: Eukaryota; Metazoa; Arthropoda; Insecta; Siphonaptera; Pulicidae
Gene: mmd
Exons: 28
Coding region: 1-6102 (2033 amino acids)
Biological process (GO): membrane protein ectodomain proteolysis
Molecular function (GO): metalloendopeptidase activity
Source: RefSeq, a predicted model, not a curated record
AUGUCUGAUGCACCAUUGCAGCUGCAGCAGCAGCAGCAGCAGCUUCUUGUACUUCUCCUUACAUCUAUCAGAUCACAAAUAAGUGUCUCCUCCAAGCAAGGCGUUCGCGUCCGCAAUGAUUCUAACCGGAGUCGUCGUCUCACCGGAAUCUCACCCGGAGUCUCCCGUACCCUAGAGAGGUCACUUCGGAAAAAAUCUGUCCUUUACCCCGAUCUCUAUGGCCGACAGAUCGCAGCGCGUACGCGCUUUGUCCUGCGGAAAGGUCGCGCGGCGGACAUGACGCCAACCGACGAAAGACGCCGAAAAACGGUGGAGCCUCAGGCGGCAUGUCUUAGAUUUAGCGGGAUGGACUGGCGGCCGGUGGAGAGUGGUAAAUGCCAGUGGCCCCCGAAGGCUAAAAAUCGGAUUUUAGCUGAUCAUUAUUAUUGGUGUUAUGAUGAAGAUAGUGGCUAUAAUAUGACGAGUCGACAAACUUUUUUCGAUCGUCCACGAAAACACACGAAGGCGAAGCGGAAUUUCUUUAAGCGCAAACCAAUUUUCAAGAGCUUUAAACCAAUCAGUAUUAUCAGUGCCAAAAAAUAUGUAAAUGUUCAACCGUGGUGCCAAUUUACACGCAAAAAAUAUGUCAAUGACAGACUUCCAAAACUAAUUGUAAGCGGUGAUACUGCAAAAAUUGUCAGUGUCAUUUUAGCAGAAAAUUCGGUCAAUGACAGAUAUCAAAAGUUAAAUAUAGAUAAUGACACACCAAAGAUCUUGGAAAGUUCAAUCAGUGACAGACGUCAAAACAAAAAUGUCAUUUUACCUAAAAAACCGGUCAGUGACAGGUGUCAAGAUAUAACUGUAGACAAUGACACUGUAAAAGUCCUAGAAAAAUCAACCAGUGACAGAUGUCAAAAGUUACUUGUGGACAAUGACGCUGUAGAAAUCAUUAGUGACAGAUGUCAAAAAUCACUUGUGAACAAUGAUACUAACAAAAUCGUCAGUGACAGAUGUCAAAAGUUACUUGUGGACAAUGACACUGUCAAAAUCGUCAGAGACAGAUGUCAAAAAUCGCUCAGUGAUACUGUCAAAAUUAUCAGUGACAGAUGUCAAAAAUUAAAUGACACUGUAGAAAUCGUUAGUGACAGAUGUCGAAAAUCACUUGUGAACAAUGACACUGUAAAUAUCAUCAGUGACAGAGGUCAGAGUUUGUUUGUAAACAAUGCCACUGUAAAAGUCCUGGAAAAAUCAAUCAGUGACAGAUGUCAAAAAUCACUUGUGGACAAUGAUACUGUCAAAAUCGUUAGUGACAGAUGUCACAAAUCACUUGUGAACAAUGACACUAUCAAAAUCGUCAGUGACAGAUGUCAAAAAUCACUUGUGAACAAUGACACUGUAGAAAUCAUUAGUGACAGAUGUCAAAAAUCGCUUUUGAACAAUGAUACUGUCAGAAUCGUCAGUGACAGAUGUCAGAAAUCGCGUGUGGACAAUGAUACUGUCAAAAUCGUCAGUGACAGAUGUCAAAAAUUGCUUGUGAACAAUGAUACUGUAGAAAUCGUUAGUGACAGAUGUCAAAAGUUACUUGUAGGCAAUGACACUGUAAAAAUCCUGGCAAAAUCAAUCAGUGACAGAUGUCAGAAUAUAAUUGUAGCAAAUGACGACACUGUAGAAAUCGUUAGUGACAGAUGUCAAAAGUCACUUAUGAACAAUGAUACUGUAGAAAUCGUUAAUGACAGAUGUCAAAAAUCGCUUGUGGACAAUGACAAUGUAGAAAUCGUUAGUGACAGAUGUCAAAAAUUACUUGUAGGCAAUGACACUGUACAAAUCCUGGCAAAAUCAAUCAGUGACAGUUGUCAGAAUAUAAUUAUAGCCAAUGACACUGUAGAAAUCGUUAGUGACAGAUGUCAAAAAUCACUUUAUCACAAAAGUGUCAUUUUUGCCGAAAAAUCGAUCAGUGACAGACUUCAAAACGUGACAGAAAACCAAAAGUAUGUGUCUCUAAUCAGUGACACAUGUCAUCGACAAUCUGUCAGUGAAAAACAAGAUGACAAUUACUGUGACGAAAUGUAUAAGGAGAAUCGCGUCUCCACCGUACUCCGCCAAAAGUCGGUCACCUUAUCAUCAUCAUCGUCGUCGGUCAAUUCCGUUCUAAAUGACAUCGAUGUCGGACCGAUUCCAAAUCGUCGUAUUGUAUAUAAUCCCCGCGUUCGCGUUAAAUGUGCCAAAACAACACUUAAUGUUAAUUGUGAUUAUAAAAGUGUAAAUAAAACUUUAAUUAAGUUUAAGUUAGAAACUUUAAGUAUAUACUUUUUAAUCAGUGCUUUAAUUGACGUGAUUCUCGGAAGAGGCAGCACGAGAGGAAGCGGUGGAGCAGCAAAAUCGAGGAGCAGCAACUUUUUGCCGUGGCUUUGCUGUUUUUUGCUGCUUGGAAUGUGCUGCCAGGUCGACGCAAAUGGAGGUGAGGUGGAGCGAUUGCUUCGGGAAUAUAGACAGAACCAAGAACUGGUGCGAAAUAUUGGAGCCCACUAUUACCAGAUAAUUUAUCCUGUUCAAUUGAGACAUCACGAAAAAAUGGGAAUAUCUACGAGGGAAAUUGGAUCUACAAAGUUGUCACAAAGGACACAUCAGGAUGGAGGAAAUUAUCAAGGUGGAACACGUGGCAGGUCGAGGACUGGUAAACACUUUCAUAGGACGUCCCUACUCAUCAAGGCAUUUAAUCACAAAUUUCGGCUCGACUUGGAACUGAACACGCAAUUACUGGCGCCCAACAUAAUUCAGAAACAUUUCUUGGCGACAGGGGCGGAGCAGGAGUCCAGACAGGAAAUCGAGCAUUGUUACUAUCACGGAACUGUCAAAGAUUACCCCGGAGCCUCCGCCGCUUUUCACACCUGCAACGGAGUCUCCGGAGUCAUUCAUGUCGGAAACGAAACUUUUGUCAUACAUCCAUUUUACGGCGGAGACUUAUCGCAGAAACAUCCCCAUGUCAUCUUCGAGGCCAGGACGAAGGCGAACAAAGGCUGCGCAAAUUCAGGAAGGAUGGAACUGCGCGGGAGCAGGAGAGACCAGAAAUUUUACAUUGGGGUUUUUAAAAUAAAUUUUUUUUUAGCUUCAAGAUCCCGACGUGACGUGAGAGAAGCAACUAAAUACAUAGAAACUGCUCUGGUGAUCGAUAAAGCAAUGUUCGACAAGAGAAAUGGAAGCACCAGGGCCGAAGUGGUGCACGAUGCCAUACAAGUGGCCAACAUUGCAGAUCUGUAUUUUCGAACUCUGAACACUCGAGUAUCAGUCGUCUAUGUGGAGACUUGGCAAGGAUCAGACCAGGCUGUUUUAGAUAGAAAUCAGGAUAUUAGCAGGGCUUUGUAUAAUUUCAACGACUACACGUCCAGGAAUCUCUAUAAAGUCGAAAAAGACACUACACAACUACUAACUGGUGAGACUUUUCUCGGUGGUGAAUCAGGAAUGGCAGAACCCAGGACAGUCUGCACCCCAAAAUCUGUUGGAAUAAGUGUCGAUAUAAACACCUACGAACCACAUCUUUUGGCUGGUACUGUCGCCCAUAUGAUCGGACACAAUAUUGGAAUGGGGCAUGAUGAUGGACGUGAGCAGUGUUUCUGCAGAGAUUGGCACGGUUGUAUAAUGGCUCAGAGUAUUGUUGGUCUCGAGAAUGUUCAGCCUUACAAGUUCUCAGAGUGUUCUCGAAGCGAUUACAUCAAGGCUUUGAGACAAGGCGAUGGGAUGUGCCUGAUGAACAAACCAAACGAGUUGGAAGUUCAUCGAAACUGUGGUAACGGCGUUGUCGAAGAUGGUGAAGAAUGCGAUUGUGGUCUGAUAUCGGAAUGUGAAGCCACAGAUCCUUGUUGUGAUGCCAUCACUUGCAAACUCAAAAAAGAAGCCGAAUGUGCUGCCGGACCAUGUUGUGAUAACUGCAGGUUGGUCGCUCCUGGAACAAUAUGCAGGCACCCAGUGGACGAGUGUGAUCUUCCUGAACAUUGCACUGGAGAAUCUGGGGCUUGUCCCAAAGACGUCCACAUGAGGGACGGAGUUCCUUGUGGUGGCAGUGAUCAAGCACCAACAGCCUUUUGUUUUGCUGGUGUCUGUCCCACCUUGGCAGCCCAAUGUAGUGCCGUUUGGGGCUACGGAGCAACUCCUGCAGGAUCCGAGUGCUACGAACAAUUCAAUUCUAGGGGCUCCUUAAGUGGACAUUGUGGCUACGAUUCAAAUACAGAUGGAUACGUCAAAUGUGCACGAGAUCACGUUCGUUGUGGAUCUUUGCAAUGCAGCAUGGGUACGAGACAUCCUGUCCUGGACGGAAUGGUUAACCAGUCCAAAACUAUUAUCAGUAUCAAGGGAAUUGAGUACGAGUGCAAGACUUCCAGUGGUCGUCCAGAUUCCUCUCAGUCUUCGACGUCGAUGCUGGGCCUGGUUCGAGACGGCACCAGCUGCGGAACCGGAAAAAUGUGCCUGAACCAGACCUGUGUCCGGGUUCCUCCGAGCAUUAUGGGCCGUGGCAACUGUCCGGUAGGACUCAUCAAUAACCAGCAGAGCGAUCCGGGAAAGGGCGACAGCGAUCAGGAGUGCUCCGGAAACGGGGUGUGCACCAACAUGGAUAAAUGUUACUGUUACCCUGGCUGGAGGGGCGCCGAUUGUUCCGAAAGGGAUGAUUUGAGUUUGCUCAAGGGCGGCGCAACCGGAGGCUCCGGAGGGUCUGAACAGAAGCCCCCGGAGAUUGAAAUGAAAAUGGAAAAGAAAGAGACUGCAUACGAGAAUUACCACGGUUCCAACACUGUAUUUCUAGUAGGGAUGCUGAUGUCUGUGGUUGGAGGGGUUUUCGUAACAUUCGCCCUAAUGGCACUUUGCUACAGAUCAGUCGUUGUUCACAAAAAUUUCGCCUUGUGCCUAAGAAGAAAAAGCACCUCCAUGCCCGCCUACCGGACGGAUCCUCCGUACGCCAAAAAGAUGGCAGUUAGCCGCCACCAUUCCGGUUCCGGAGGCGGAGGCGACCAGCAGCACAUGGGAGGCUCCGGAGGCCACCAGCACGGAGGCAUGCAGCCAGGAGACCACAGGGCGAUGUCCAGGGAGGACCUGGCAGCGUCCCUAGAUGGCGUCGCCAAGAUGCUCAGUUUUGCGAACGCUCCAUCGUACAGGGCUGACUCGCAGCGAGUGCUUUUUCGUCCGAUGAAUCACACUGGAGCAGGUUCAUCUAGAUUUCAGGAUCACAAACUUCAACAGCAGAUGAAGCGCCUCGGAGUCGGAUCAGGUAGCGAAGAGGACCCCGGACAUUUGGGUGAAUUGACUUGCAACGGAACGCUUAGACGAGUCGGUUCGUCGGGUGUCUUUGUGCCGAUACCGAACGGAACCGGAUCGGUAGUCGGUGCUCCCAAUGAUGAAGAGACUGUGUCUUUUAUAGAUCUGCCGCUGGUGAGGGGCGCCGCAGCAGGCGAGAGGGUCCCCGAAAAGGGCAUCCUCAAGAAACACUACUCCGGAGGCGGCGGCGACCGGUGGGUUGCGGGCGAGUGCUGCGACUCGCAGAGCGAUAACGGGGCAGAAGACGCUCUGAGUAAUGCUGGUUUGACCCAAGCCGAGACCCUUGCCUUGAGCGAUAUGCUCUCCGGUCUUCACCGGCAUCAUCAUCGUUCUGCAAGUGGUUCCCAAACCCCGACUGCCAAUCUGCAAGGGGGUGCUGGUACGAACAGUGCCGACGUUGAGAGGGCUUUGAGAAGUCUCAAUGGGUACCACGAUGACAUCAUUGAGGCCUUGAGAGGUGCCUCUGCUCAUAGAGGCGACGUGGAACGAAGUGGCUCUCAAAGGGAUUUGCAGGAUGUCAUGAACGCCACUGGACAAUAUAUAGGUGAUCAUUCCGGGUCAGCCCAACCCAUCAGAAUAAGAAAUUUGGAGGAUCUGAUCCGCCAACUGGAGCACCACUCCGCCCGCCACGCCUUAUCGCCGAGCGGCAGCGAAAUGGACGCAGGCGUCGGAGUCGGAGGCAUGGGCGCCGAUAUGGCAGGCGACGUCGGGGGCAGAUUGGCGCCGCCUCAGGGGGGCCACAUGCACGGAGUCGUGGGACAGGGAGUUGGAGCUUACAGGGUAGAUUCGGCCGCGUGCUCGGAAUCGUCACAGGGGUAA